AGCCACCUUGCCUGGAUGAUUUCAGAAACCCCUUUUGUUGCAGGAUCGAAUGUGACAGAAUCCAAUCAUGACUUCCUGGUUCAUGAGUUGAUGCUCACCACUGAACCACACCAGCUGGGCGAUGUUUACUUGCUUUUGAUUCAAGAAAAUUGCAUUGAACUGACAAAAAGUGCAUUACAGGUCCAGCGACAAAGCUGCCACCAUGCGGCAGAAGGUGGUAUCGCUCUUGUUGUGCUACCUGCUGCUCUACGCCUGCGGGCCGGUGGAGGCAGGCAAAAGGAAAGACUCGAAAGACAGCGACUCCGGAAUCUGGGGCGCGCUGCCCUACAUGGCGAUUGGAGCAGGAGUCCUGGCCUUCGGGCUGCCCGCUCUGGGCUUCACGGGCACCGGUAUCGCUGCCCACUCGGUGGCCUCCUGGCUGAUGAGCUGUUCCGCCAUAGCGAACGGGGGCGGCGUGCCCGCUGGAGGGCUGGUGGCCACGCUGCAGAGUUUGGGGGCUACUGGUGGUGGCAGUGCCCUCAUGGCCAACGUUGGUGCCGCUGUAGGCUAUGCUGUCCACAAGCAGAUAGACAACAAGGGGGCAGAGGAGGAGGAGGAGGAGUGAGCAGCUUCCAGGACACCCAUCCCCCACCCUACUUCUUCCAGGUGAAGCCCAGAGCGCUCUCUGUGACACUCGUCAGCGACCAGGUGAAAAAGAGAAUAAACUUCGCUCAGAAAACACUUGGUCUUGUGAGUCAUUCUUCCUAGGAGAAGCCCUACAAG
This is a messenger RNA of Myotis myotis, 762 nucleotides long. It is a transcript of the gene IFI6, whose product is annotated as interferon alpha inducible protein 6. Gene Ontology annotation, cellular component: membrane; mitochondrion. The transcript is spliced from 6 exons. Gene Ontology annotation, biological process: apoptotic signaling pathway. The record is from RefSeq and is a predicted model, not a curated record. NCBI's taxonomy places the organism in Eukaryota, Metazoa, Chordata, Mammalia, Chiroptera, Vespertilionidae. The coding region runs from base 16 to 747 and encodes 243 amino acids.